AUGAAAUUGAUUUAUGAUAUCGAAUUUCCUUCGAAUGUUUUGUAUUCAUUCAAUUAUUAUUUCGAUAAGAAUUAUGAUUCCAAAAUUACAGAAUAUAUUUAUGGAACGAAUUAUAAUGAACACAUUGAACGAAGUAUCAAUCUUCCAUCAAGUCUGACAUCAAGUGAUCACAAACUUCAUUACUUCUUCAAUGCCACAGGCUUAACUACAGAAACAUUUGAAAAUUCAUUCUCUCUUCUUUAUCACAAACCAGUCAUUAAUCUAUUGACUUCAUAUGACAACAACAAUCCUCCUAUUUACAAUCGUUAUGUCAAUGAUAGUUUAUCUAUCGAAUACGAAAUUGAAGAUGAAGAUCUUAAUGACAAUGUCACAAGCAUUGUAAAUAUUGAAACACAUCUUAACUUAUCUUUCUCUAAAAUUGCUCCAUAUCGAGAAACAGUUAAUAUUAAUCUCGAAGAAUAUGAUUUGCGUGAAGGAAAUAUAUGGAUCACUAUUUCAGCAGUUGAUGAACAAAAUUGUUCUGCAUCAGAUAAAAAAUAUUUUUCUUUCAUCUACAAAUACGAUAAACCAGAGAUUGAAUUUCAACCAGAAAACAACAUCUCACGAAUUGAUGAUUUUAUUCGAGUUCCUGUCAUCGUUCGAGAUUAUCGUCAUGGAUUAUUGACGAUUCAUGCAAACAUUACUAAUUCUAUCUACAGCAACACGAAGACUAAAGAAUUUUAUAUUGAUGAUGACACAUUCCGAACUGUGAACAUCGAUCUUCCAAUCAAUCGAUUAUAUGGUGGCAAUUACACCAUUUCGAUUUGUGCAACAAAUGAACAUCAUGAAUAUUCGACAACUAUCACAAGUUCAUUUAAUCUCGAUAAUAUUCCUACAUUCCAGAAACAUAAUAAACUUAACAAACUGAAACAUCCUCGCAAACUCAUUUCAUUAUUUUAUAUUCUUAUUUCAAAGAAAUAA
Molecule: messenger RNA, 960 nt
Organism: Trichomonas vaginalis G3
Lineage: Eukaryota; Parabasalia; Trichomonadida; Trichomonadidae
Exons: 1
Coding region: 1-960 (319 amino acids)
Source: RefSeq, a predicted model, not a curated record